UUCCCAUCACCAAACCAUAAGAAAAUAUGAAGCAAGAAAUUCAAAACGAAACAGCUCAGACUCAUCUGUCACAGAGAGAGGGGAGAAUGUUUUCUUUUCUCCUCCCAGUGUUAGAGGUUAUCAAGGUGGUUAUGGCUUCCGUUGCCUCCGUAGUCUUUUUAGGCUUCGCCGGUGUAACACUCGCUUGUUCAGCCGUGGCAUUAGCCGUAUCCACGCCGCUUUUCAUCAUCUUCAGUCCGAUUCUCGUACCCGCCACUAUAGCCACGACCCUCCUAGCAUCUGGGCUCGGCGCUAGUGCCACCCUCGGAGCGACGGGCAUGGGUCUCCUCAUGCGGCUCAUUAAGAAUCCUGAAGGAGCUUCCCCGGCAACUCAGCCAUCCUUCUUAUCUCUGUUGGAAAUGCCAAACUUUAUUAAGAGUAAGAUGCAAGAAAGGUUAAUUGAUAUACCAGGAAUUGGAAAAUCUGAAGGUAAAAAAGGUAAAUCUAAAGGUAAAAAAGGUAAAGGUAAGAAAAAAGGUAAAGGUUCAAAGGGUAAAGAUAAGAAAAAGGGUAAAGGUUCACGUAAGGGUUCAUCUGAUGAUGAAAGUUCAUAAAUGGAAGCUCAUAUAGGAAUUGUGGUAAAUGUAUGGGUAAAGAUAAAUUCAUAUAAAGAUAAAUUCAUAUAAAGAUAAACACAUUGGUCCAUGUAUUCCAAUAUUUAGAAUACGUUGUGUAUUCAUGAAUUUAUGCCAGCUAUUAUAAUAAAAGGCUUUGAUUAAUAA
This is a messenger RNA of Raphanus sativus (radish), 761 nucleotides long. Its product is annotated as oleosin-B6-like. The transcript is spliced from 2 exons. Gene Ontology annotation, biological process: lipid storage; sexual reproduction. NCBI's taxonomy places the organism in Eukaryota, Viridiplantae, Streptophyta, Magnoliopsida, Brassicales, Brassicaceae. Gene Ontology annotation, cellular component: membrane; monolayer-surrounded lipid storage body; extracellular region. The coding region runs from base 27 to 593 and encodes 188 amino acids. The record is from RefSeq and is a predicted model, not a curated record.